Messenger RNA from Hyalella azteca, 2125 nucleotides. RefSeq lists its product as uncharacterized. Bases 1 to 1311 code for a protein of 436 amino acids. NCBI's taxonomy places the organism in Eukaryota, Metazoa, Arthropoda, Malacostraca, Amphipoda, Hyalellidae. The transcript has 8 exons. The record is from RefSeq and is a predicted model, not a curated record.
AUGGACGUUGAGCGAAUCUUACAUCUUGCCGUUCGUAGAGACCACGUACACGUGGUGCUCGUGGACACGCCGGUCACAGCGCUGUCUGCGGUAGAAGCAGCGGUGCAGAACAUCGAUGCAAGUCUCGUACGUAACGCUCUCGUCCUCGUCCUUGUGAAGCGCACUCCGCUGAACAACAACAAACUCUCUCAGCCCUGCCGCCACGUUGUGGUACUCGAAGCACCACUGGGGUUGUCGAGCUUGCACCACCAUUCCCCCCAAGACAACCGCAACGUUUCACCGCGUCCGAGUUACUGUACCAUCGACUUCCUGUCUCUUCCUGUGAUGCCGACUGCAAGCUCUUCCAUGGCCAAACAUGAGAAGACGAGCCCUGUUGUGGCUGAGGAGCUUCCGUACCUGCGUUCCGCCGACUCAUCAGACACCAAGCGUCUAGCAAACUGUUUGCUCACAGACGUCCAAAUGAGAGAGCUGGACACCGCGGUGCCCAUGUAUGAAGCCCCCGACACUGAGGCAUUGAUGGCCACUAAACCUCCUGCAAACAAGUCUAUAUAUACGAUGGAAACCCAGCAAUAUAUCGGUCGUGUUCCACUUCUAAUCACCAUUCCUCGCGAUCACAACGAUGCUCUUCCUGUCAACGAAUUCAAACUCGCAUGGCCUUCAACCCUUGCAUCCGCGUCGCUUCAGUCAUUGCGCACAGUCACUGUGGUGAAUUCGACGGUGGUUGACAUCCUCAAGUGGCUCCAAGACAUUCUCGCCGCCUCGGCCAUAGCGGUGACCGGGGAGGCGGCUCAAGAUUGUUCCUUUCUCGUGAAUUUGGCGUGGCGGCAGGAAGCCAAAUUCCAGGAAUUUUAUUCCUUGGAGGCAUCCAUUAAACUUGAAGAAAUAUAUCAGGACUUUAAAUCAAGUCAUCACUCCACAACGUCAGCAUUGCUGAGGAUUUACGAAGUUAUUGAUGACUUGACGAGGGCUCUCUUUGGAGAUUCUCUCACCAACCGAUAUUCAGAUGAUGUGCGGUGCAGCUCAGCGAUGUCCAAGCUAUUGUGUGGCAAUGCACUUACCGAGCAAACACUGCCUCUGGCAACGCGUCUCCUCGCCAGAACUUGGCAUUUACUAACUUUAUCACAGCGCCAGCUUCAUGACUGGGCUGGAAGAAGCUUCGCUUUGCCCAUAGAAGAUGAUGUUCGUGACCAACUUCUAUCAAGAGCGCAGAGGUUGCGACUGCUUCAGCUAUCAGAUCGCUGUCUCCAAAUGCACACGCCUCUACAAUUCGUUGAGGACUCUGUCCGAUCCACUGCUGCUGAUGAGAGCUGAUAAUUUUGCUCCAGUGGUACUGUAUCCGUUAACUUGGCGCUGCUAUGUUGGAUGUUAAAGUCCCAAACGUCGACUCGCGGCAAGUUUCUUUUACCUCGCUCCUCUCAUUUAUGUUCUUCAAGCUUCAAAUUUUAGCAUUAUUACCAUUUUUGUCGCUUUCGACAUUAACUAAUAUUACUAAUAUAUGGACACUAGUGCUUGGAUAGACCCUAGUGCUUACCGCACCCGAGUGCUUGGACAAAACAUCUGCCGGGCAGGAACAGUACACGGUUUAAUAAGCCAUAGUCUCUUGACCAUAGUCUAUUGACAAUGUAACCAUUGACAUUGUAAUGUUGUAUGUCGGUUGCAAAUUCCCUACUUGUAUUCAGACCGGAGAGAUUAAGUAUACCGGCGCUGAGGCAGGCCGAGGCUGGUAGUAGUAGCUGUGGCAAUCCCGGCUUGCGUACUGGUGCCUCGCUUACAGGGGAUUACCUGACAGUCGCCUAGGUGAGCUGUAUUUUGUGUUACUGUUAAAUACUGUUACUGUAUUUUGUGUUACCGUGUUUUGUGUUACUUUUACUUUGUGUGUGUUUACUGAUAGGUGGCUUAUAUUAUGAAGAAAUAAGGAGGUGUCAUGGAAGGCCGUUGGUAGGGUAGUCAUCAGGCGUCUGAAUUACCAGUGUACUUACGAUGUUUAUUUUUCUUCUAGGAUCAAGAGCUUUGUCCCUCAGUUAGCUCGCUAUCUCUCUUCUCCGCGUCUUAGCUCCGUAGUAGACUAUUUGUUGAAUGUGUUAUUUAAUAAACUUUGAGGAACUUGCCGUUGGUCAUAAAUCCC